Messenger RNA from Rhinichthys klamathensis goyatoka, 1420 nucleotides. RefSeq names its product DnaJ heat shock protein family (Hsp40) member A3a (gene dnaja3a). The coding region runs from base 28 to 1392 and encodes 454 amino acids. The transcript is spliced from 11 exons. Gene Ontology annotation, biological process: protein folding; mitochondrion organization; negative regulation of apoptotic process. Gene Ontology annotation, cellular component: mitochondrion. Gene Ontology annotation, molecular function: protein kinase binding; heat shock protein binding; ATP binding. Lineage: Eukaryota; Metazoa; Chordata; Actinopteri; Cypriniformes; Leuciscidae. The record is from RefSeq and is a predicted model, not a curated record.
UCUCGUGUCAGUGAGUGAGUGGCAAAGAUGGCGUGUUCCGCGGCUCGCAGCUCCGCACGCUGGAUCACAGUGGCCGUGUCCUGCAGCCACACACGGGCCUGCUCACCCUUCAUCUCCGGGGCGCAUGACGCCUACAGGCGCGUCUUGACGCUGUCGGGCCGGCAGUUCUGGGCAACGCGCGUCGGGGUCGCUGGAGGAGCCGGGAGCGCGGUGACAUUGAGAGGCAUGACAGCCGUGGGCCCUUCUUCUCAUCUCAUGUGCAAGAUGUCGUUCCACACCAGCUCUCCUGCUAGAAAACAGGACUUCUACCAGAUCUUAGGAGUCCCACGCUCUGCAACACAGAAGGAGAUUAAGAAAGCUUAUUACCAGAUGGCAAAGAAGUAUCAUCCAGACACUAACAAAGAAGACCCUCAAGCUAAGGAGAAGUUUGCGCAGCUGGCUGAAGCCUACGAGGUGCUCAGUGACGAGGGGAAGAGGAAACAGUACGACACGUACGGCUCCGCCGGGUUCGAUGCGGGUCAGGCCGGCGCGGGACAUCAGCAGUACUGGGGCGGGGGAGCCAGCAUCGACCCAGAGGAGCUUUUCCGCAAGAUCUUUGGGGAGUUUUCCGGAACGCGAGGCUUCGGGGAUUUCAAUGCCAUCUUCGAUCAGCCACAAGAGUAUGUCAUGGAGCUCACGUUCGCUCAGGCUGCCAAAGGAGUGAAUAAGGAGAUUACGGUCAGCGUCGAGGGCACGUGUCAGCGCUGUGGCGGCCGAGGCCAUGAGCCCGGAUCUAAAGUCCAGCACUGCGGGAACUGCAACGGGACUGGCAUGGAGACGGUGAACACGGGGCCUUUCGUGAUGCGGUCCACCUGCCGGCGCUGUGGCGGGAGGGGCUCGGUCAUCACGUCGCCCUGUACGGCGUGUCGAGGAACGGGACAGACCAAACAGAGGAGAACCGUCACGGUGCCUGUUCCUGCUGGAAUUGAAGAUGGGCAGACGGUCCGAAUGCCGGUGGGGAAGAAAGAGAUCUUCAUUACGUUCAGAGUCCAGAAGAGUCCGAUCUUCAGGAGAGACGGCGCUGACAUCCACUCAGACGUCAGUAUCUCUGUGGCUCAGGCCAUAUUGGGCGGCACGGUCAGAGCGCAAGGACUGAACGAGACCGUCAAUCUCUCGAUCCCAGCUGGAAUCCAGACCGACCAGAGGAUCCGGCUCUCUGGAAAAGGUAUCCCGCGGGUCAGCGGCUAUGGUUACGGUGACCACUACGUCCACGUCAAGAUCAAAAUCCCCAAGAUGUUGACAGACCGACAACGAGGCCUUAUGAUGAGCUACGCGGAGGACGAGACCGAUGUGGAGGGAACUGUCAAUGGCGUGACCAGCACCACUACAGGUAAAAGAUCCACUGGAAAUUGAGAGACUUGUUCUUGCUAGUGGAGAUUCA